Mycosarcoma maydis (corn smut) is the source of this 3171-nucleotide messenger RNA. RefSeq lists its product as uncharacterized. Gene Ontology annotation, cellular component: nucleolus; small-subunit processome. Gene Ontology annotation, biological process: rRNA processing. Bases 1 to 3171 code for a protein of 1056 amino acids. The transcript has a single exon. Lineage: Eukaryota; Fungi; Basidiomycota; Ustilaginomycetes; Ustilaginales. The record is from RefSeq and is a predicted model, not a curated record.
AUGGCGCGUGCCUCCACAGGCACCGGCGGUGGUCGUAGCGGUGGUCGUCGAGGGGGCGCCAACGUCAGUUCCUCUGUACCAUUCUCCUCAGCAGCCUACUCUUCCGGUGGCAACUCCAAAUCUAGGCGCACUCGUCGCUCAUCCGACUCCACAAAUGCCGGUCCAAAAAGCCUGCACGACGUAUACGACUAUGCGCAAGCUUCCUCCUCGGCUAGCUCCAAGCAGACCAAAGGCGCUCGGCGUGCUCUUGCCGGUAUGAAGGCGGAUGAUUACGCAGAUUUACCUUCCAAGGCUAAGGGCAAGCAGCCGAGACGACGUGCAGAUGAUGAUCAAGAUCCAGAGGAUGACGAACAAGAGAGCGAUGAUAGUGACGCUACGCCAAUUGGACCCAAGGUGUUCGAUUCGGACGACGAGCUGAACAACAGCAUUCAGGGAAGCGACGAGGAGCUCGAUUCGGAUGAAGCUUUCGGCGAGAGCGACGAAGAAAAGUUUCAAGGAUGGUCCUUCGGUCAAGGAGCCAAGAGCAACAAACGUUCAACGAUGGACUCCGACAAGGAAGAAGAUCAAGACGAACAGAGCGACGACGGAGACGACGAUGGAAUGAUGGAUCUAUCUCGCAUGCUCGACGCUGGCUCCGAAUCGUCCGACGACGACAACGACGACGUGGACGCAUCAGAUGAAGAAAAUGAUCAGAGCAGCAGUAAGCUCGCCAAGCACAUCGAGUCGUUUGCCGCUGGCUCCAAGCGCACCACUGCCAAUUUGGAUUCCGAAGCCGGCUCGGAUGCUGAGCCUUCGUCAAAGCGCCCUCGUCGUGUUCUGUCCGAACGCACCGAGGCUAUUCCUGAGACCGAGUUUGCCGCAGCACACUCUGGCUCCACUCUUCGCCUCGAGGAUUUUAUGGACCCACUCUCGUCCAACAUCGACUUUGCCGACGUACGCAAAAACACCAAGCUUCUCGCCAACUCCAAGUCUGGCUCCUCGAACGCGCCAGCUGCGUCCAAAAAGGGCGGAGGAGCACUUCCGGCUCCGCUCCCCUCGGUAGUGCAAGAUCGACUGGACAGGCAAGGUGCCUACUCGAUCACACGCGACGAGGUGCAAGGCUGGCAACCUACCAUCAAUCGUCUGCGUGAUGCUGAGCACCUUUCGUUUCCGCUGCAAAAGCCGGCGGUGACGAAAGCGUCCACUUCAGGCUUGGUUGCCACAUUUACUCCCGACAACGACAUGGAAGCUUCGAUCGCCGCUAUGCUCACCGAGGGCGGCUUGACCGAAAAACAGCUAGCCCAACAAGAAGAUCUUGCCAUGAACAAGCUCGAUCCGCAAGAAGCGCGCGCCAGGCGCGACGAGUUGCGACGUAUGCGCAUGCUCAUGUUCCGUGCCGAGCAGAAAGCCAAGCGCGUGAGCAAGAUCAAGAGUAAAGCGUACCGCAAAAUCCAUCGCAAAGAAAAAGAGCGACUCAAGGAGCAGAUCAACCAGCUAGACUCGGAUCAGGAAGACUUGGAUUCAGACCACGAGAUGCAAGAGCGUCUGAAAGCCGAACGCGAACGAGCACGCGAACGUGCGACGCUGAAACACAAAAACACAUCCAAGUGGGCCAAGAACAUCCUUUCGUCGCGCCACGGCGAACACAACCAGCAAGCACGCAACGAGAUUGAAGCUCAACUUCGACACGGUGCCGAGCUGCGCAGCAAGAUCCAAGGUCGCGAGAUACGUGAUGAUUCCGAGUCGGACGGCGAUUCUCAUGUCACUCGAGACGCCGAUGGCCACCAUGACGACGAGCAGCAGGUAGUCCGAGACGCGUUUGACGAACUCGAAGCGCUCGAAGCCAAGCAAGAAGCGAAACGACGAAAGGAUGAAGCCGAAUUCGAACGAGUCGGCGGCAAAAAGGGCGUUUACAACAUGAAGUUUAUGAAAGACGCUCGCGAAAGGCAAUAUGCGCACAUUCGCGGUGAGGUGGAUGACUUUGUGAGCGAGAUGCAGGCGCUGACUGGUGACGGUGACGAAAACGAAACCGAAACCGAAAACGGAAACGGAAACGAGGGCAGUGGCGAGCAAGACGUGCGUCAAGCUGUGACUGCCAAGAACACCAAGGAUGGCCAAAGUGGCAGCUCAACCUACGUGCAGGGCAACAAAGGGCGUGCGAUGUAUGGGCGCGCCGCGUCGUCGACUGCCUCCACAGCUGUGGUGCCAAGUGCCAAAGUGUCUAACAAGGCGGACAGCUCUGAUUUGCAACAGCAACAGCAACAGCAACAGCAACAGCAACAGCAACAGCAUCAACGACGUUCGUCCGCCGACACUACGGCGCCGGGCAACGCAAGUUUGAGCGAUGUGCAAGUCCGAGGCAACACCACGAUAGACAAGCGAACGCGAAGCGAAGCCAAGACGAAAACGAAAACGAAAACGAACCCUCUGAUCGACACUGUCGACCAUGAUGAUGACUCUUCGAAUCCGUGGCUCACGAUCUCGUCUGACGGACAAGCGACCAAGUUGUCACGCAAGAAGAAUGAAUCUGUCUUGUCGCACGCGACGUCGUCGCACGCGGCGGCAUCCAAGUCGGCAUUGCGCGCGACCAAGGCUGCGGCCAAAAGUGCAUCUGCCAAUGCGGCACGACGGAGUGACGAGGCGAUUUCGAUCGAUUUGUCGUCGCGACUUGGAAAUGCUGAUGCGGACGAUGAGUUGGCGAAGCGGGUCUGCGAUGCUGCGAAACCGCGUCGUGAUCGACGAGCACUGGAGCAACGGGAUCUUGUUGCUGAUGCAUUUGCACAUGACGAUGUAGUCUCGGAGUUUGUUGCUGAGAAACAAGCAAUUGCCACUGCGGACGCGAGCAAGUCGGUCGACACACGCCUACCCGGCUGGGGCUCCUGGACCGGCAAAGGCAUCCGGCGCUCAUCUAACCACCCGCACCUCAAGACGAUCGCCGGAAUCGCCCCGGCGCAACGCAAAGACGCCCACCUCGCACACGUCAUCAUCUCGGAAAAACGCGACAAGAAACAAGACAAGUUCCGCACAUCCACGCUCCCCUACCCCUACACGUCCAUCGCCCAAUACCAAGCCUCGCUCGCCCAACCACUGGGCAAGGAAUGGAACACGCGCAUCGAAUCCCAACGCCUCAACCUCGCCAGGGUCUCGAAGAAACCCGGAAAACUCAUCACCCCGAUCCUCAGAAAGUUCUGA